Messenger RNA from Eucalyptus grandis, 1446 nucleotides. Its product is annotated as CRS2-associated factor 2, mitochondrial-like. NCBI's taxonomy places the organism in Eukaryota, Viridiplantae, Streptophyta, Magnoliopsida, Myrtales, Myrtaceae. Gene Ontology annotation, molecular function: RNA binding. The record is from RefSeq and is a predicted model, not a curated record. Gene Ontology annotation, biological process: Group II intron splicing. Bases 123 to 830 code for a protein of 235 amino acids. The transcript is spliced from 6 exons.
GCACCAGAUUGACAUUGUAACUUGUGUGAUUUGGGUGCAAGCUAUAUUCUUCGUGGAAUUGAACAUAGAAACUUAGUUUGAGAAACCUGGGCAGAACAUGGAAGUUUUGUCAAGAAGACUCAAUGAGAGAUGUUGCCACACUUCGUUAUUAUCUCCUUUUCAGGCUUUGUAGAAAUUUCUUUUACCUCUUGUCACAAUUUGAUUCAUGCCAUUAUUUUCACGCAGGCAAAGGAGGAGUUACUCACAACAUGUUGGAUGAUAUUCACAAUCACUGGAAGAGAGCCGAAGCGGUUAGGAUUAAGAGCCUGGGAGUGCCGACACUUGACAUGGACAAUGUUUGCUUUCACCUUGAGGACAAAUCUGGCGGGAAGAUAAUUUACCGCAAUAUCAAUAUCCUCCUCUUGUAUCGAGGUCGACAUUAUGAUCUGAAGCAAAGACCAGUUAUACCCCUCAUACUGUGGAAGCUGUUGAGAGAUCAACCUUCUGCACCAAUAUACCCGAAGCUUGUGAAGAAUGUUGCAGAAGGGUUGACAUUUGAGGAAACAAAAGAAAUGAGAAACAGAGGAUUGAACUCUCCCCCUUUAACGAAACUUACAAGGAAUGUCGUGUAUGUCAAUGUGGUGGAGAAAGUUAGGGAAGCAUUCAAGACUGAAGAGGUUGUGAGGUUAGACUGCAAACACGUGGGUACAAGCGACUGCAAACUGAUUGGCGUGAAACUUAGAGAUUUGGUACCUUGCGUUCCUAUAUUAUUUAAGGACGAGCAGAUCAUCCUCUGGAGGGGGAAGAGAGAUACUGAAUCAACCUCCACUUCACAUAGGACCUUAAAUUAGACAUACUGGGAGACCUGCCAGGAAAAUUGGUUGUGAUGUGGUACACUUUAUGCUAGAGCAUUUUUUGAGUGGAGACUCUAGAUAUUCUGGCGUACGAUAAAUCGAGACACCGUUGCUUGGAUGAAGACAUUGUGCAAGAAGGCCCUGGGCCUUUAAGAAACUUGACUUCCCAUCUUUUGGGACGCUUGCUGUCUCAAUUUGAGUUUAGAGUAUGGCAAUGCUAGAGUUUUAACCGGCAACUCCUCCAUGACAAUGUACUCUAGUCCCCUUUUCUUUAUGGACCUUUUGUUUCUUGAAGUAGUUGGGACUUACAUCCCAGGUUUUGAGUUCCCUUUCAUCUCAUUAGGCCGUGAUAUGUAAAUCGAUCAUACGAAUCAGUAUAUUGAUUCUGAUGUAAAGGAAAUCAUGCAUAGUAAGUACAGAAGUGUUGUAUUCAUUUUCAUGCUUUAAGUCCUCGUAUCUUUCGUGGUAGGGAUGUUGAAUCAAGAUCACUCUUAGCCUGCGAAAGCUGUUAGGUGUAGGCUUGUGAGGAGUGAAAGGAUCAAAGGAUAGUCCACGGUAUAUCUGGUGCUGUUUCUUUCGUGGGAAUUUAAACAAAAUCAGUUAUUUUUCCUCA